CGGAUGAUUGCCUACCGUGUCUCGUAUUUACGCUUUGGUAAACACAUAUGUGAGAAAAGAAGUAUUUGACCUACAUGCCGCAGAAGACGUCUUUAAUGCAGUAAUGCAUAUCCUGAUAUCAGCCUUCGCAUGCGUUUGCGUCUGAUUUUAUUCUAUUUCUGUUAAAUAACAUGUUGAACGUAAUGAAGUUGAAAAUCGUGCUUUUGCUGCAUAUAUUGUUAGGUGUAAAUGAAGGGAUUUCCGAUAGUCCGUUUAUAGACAGAAAAGAGGCAAGCAGAUUCCUUGGUCGAACAAAAAGAAGUAACUCAUUUUGGGAAGAAAUAAAAUCUGGAAAUCAGGAGCGGGAGUGUAUUGAAGAAGAUUGUUCAAUGGAAGAAGCUUACGAAGUUUUUGAUAAUAAUUUUAAAGCGAACCAAUUUUGGAAGAAGUAUUUGAGAUGCAAUCAAGCUCUUCCGCGGCGUUAUAAACAACAAGGAAAGAUAAGAAUUGCGCGCCAGGCCUCACGACGAAGCGAAAGGGAAAACGUGAAGUUGAGAGCUUGUAUUUCAGACGAAGACCAAUGCAAUCCUUUUCCUUGCGUUCGCUCAAAUACGGCAGAAUGUGUCGACACAGUCAGUUCCUUCAAAUGUGUUUGUAAGAAUGGUUUUGCCGGAAGAAAAUGCGAAAGUCCGCUGAACGAAUGUCUCAGCAAUCCUUGUCAAAAUUCUGCAAUCUGUGAGGAUGAAAUAGGAGGUUUUACAUGUUUUUGUGAUUCAAAUCACGAAGGCAUUUUUUGCGAAAUAGAGGUCAACGACUGUAGGAACACGGUUGAAAAACAAUGCAGUGCAGUGGGUGGUAUAUGUCAACAACGUGACGCAGGAGAUGCAUAUACAUGCGUAUGUAACCCUGGUUAUCAAGGCGAACUUUGCAAACAUGACGUUGAUGAAUGCCUGAAUUCGACCUCAUGUGAACAAGAAUGCCAUAACACUGUGGGAAGUUUCACAUGUACCUGUGGACACGGAUUUCUUAUAGAUACAACUACACGAACCACUUGCAAAGAUAUAGACGAAUGUAAUGACGUAUCACACGGUUGCAUAUCCCAGGAUUUCUGUCACAAUACUCCUGGAAGUUUCUAUUGCACUUGUAAGCACGGCUUUCAACUGGAUGAAACUUAUAGACGAUAUUGUGAUGACAUUGACGAGUGUGCUGACGAAAACGGGGGUUGUCCUAUAAUUGAAGGAGGUUGUGGACUAAAUGGAAAAACUUGUAAAACCUGUAAUAAUUUCGACGGAGGUUUUAAUUGCUAUUGUCCAUCGGGAUUCAAUAGUUAUGUAGAAGGCGGGGAUUGCACGGACAUAAAUGAAUGUGAGUCCAGCUAUCAUGGCUGUCAACAAAAAUGUGAAAAUUUCCCAGGUGGAUACAGGUGUUUAUGUAGUGAAGGAUACAUGUUGAACUUCAAUGGCAAGACAUGUUCAGAUAUCAACGAAUGCCUAAAGGAUCAUGGGUGCUCAUAUCGAUGCAGUAACAAUGUUGGAUCAUAUUAUUGUACCUGUAAAAGAGGAUUUGAAUUAGACGACGACCAGCGAACUUGCAUCGAUACAGACGAAUGUCAAGGGGUAACAAAAUGUGAUCAAACAUGUAUAAACACCGAUGGUGGAUAUAAAUGUGGAUGUAAUCCUGGAUACAGAUUACUUGGCAAAUACAAAUGUUCGGAAAUUGACGAAUGUCGUCCAAGACCUUGCGGUAAUAAUGGAAAUUGCAUUGAUGAAGUGAAUGGAUAUCGAUGUGAAUGCUUUGAGGGAUUUACAGGAAAAUUAUGCGAUGUCGGAACAGAUCCAUGUGCAGGAGAUCCGUGCCUAAAUUCCGGUGUUUGUUCAGCAUUUGACUCCGGGUACGUUUGCCGUUGUGCCCAUGGCUAUAUUGGACCCCGUUGUCAAACUAAACAUAUUGAGAUGUGUGAAAUUGGUUAUCGAAGAGAAGACGGGCAAUGUAUUGAUAUAGAUGAAUGCGCUGAAACGACAGGACUGUGUCAACAAAUCUGCCACAACACCAAGGGUUCAUAUACUUGCACAUGUGAUGCUGGAUUCAAUAUGAACGGAUUGAAUUGUGAAGAUAUCGACGAAUGCUUGAAUAGUCCUUGUCAGCAAGUUUGUACGAAUUCGAUCGGGUCGUAUGACUGUAGUUGUAGUGAAGGUUAUUCAUUAAAUGAAAGUGAUGACACUUGCGAAGAAUUGUUUGCAUGCGUUGGAAAUUCACCGCAGAUGUUGCCAGAAAAACAUUUUCUGUUGGGAACAAGGAAAAUCGAUUAUAUUUCACAAACCUUCGUCGAAAGCAGCAGCUCGUUUCAAAUUGGCUUCGAUUUUCGUACAUUCGAUACUGAUGGAAUGCUUGUUGCAGUUGUAUGUAGUGAUGUUGAGCAGCACUACAUUUUCUUGCUUCAUGCGGAUGGACAGCUCACACUCGCCGCAUUUGUAUCUUGGCCGCCGAAGAUAGAAAUUACCAAACCGAAAAAUGCUCUUGUUUUGUCUGACGGACAAUGGCACAGUAUAAUUCUCCGAAAAAGAAAAAAUCGUGUGACGGUUAUGGAAGGCAAAAAUAAGUUACUUGAUCUCAAAUUCAUGAAAAACAAAUUUGGAAGUGCAGGUCAAAUAUAUUACGGUGGCAUUCCUGGAGAUGUAACAGUGCCAACGACGAUCAGGGAUACGGAUCUGUACUUUCAAGGAUGCUUGAAAGGUAAUUACACACAUGGUUUCACCAUUGCGGGCGAUAGCAAAAUGCCAGGAAUUCACAAUGGAUGUUUUGAAUCGAUUGAAAAAGGAAUGUAUUUUGAUGGAUCAGGAUUUCUACACCAAAGCGUUGAGUUGCAAACUAAUUUGCGAAUGAGAUUUGAAUUCAAAUCAUUAUCGGCCCAAGGAGUGAUUAUAUUCGCUGAAGAUGCACUCAGAAGUAGAUUCUCUGUGACGAUUGCUGGAAACCAGAUUAUUGCAAGUUUGACAACUUCCAGGAAUGAAACCCGUUCAAGCACGUUUACCACAAGUAACGGUGAAUUAUUAUGCGAUCAAAUUUGGCAUAUUUGUGACUUCACAAUAACAUCAAAUAUGGUGCGACUUCAUGUGGAUGGGGUAGCUGCCGGACAAGAUAACAUUUCAGAUUCGAAAAGGGUCCAAUUUACUGGUCUUGUCGACCUUUACAUCGGCGGCCGUCCAGGUGCUACAUCAAGGAGUUCGUAUACAGGAAGCCUUCGUAAUAUAAAAAUAAACCGCAAGGAUCUGAGCCUUGAUAAUAUAGUAGAGAUGAAUGGUGUCCGCUUGCAUUCUAUACCAGCAUUAUAGAACCGACUCGGAGAUGGCGAUUAGCGUAUAUUACGCUUGAGGAGCCAAUCACAUGAGCGAUGCUAAUCAAAGUCAAUCAUCGAAUAUUCUUGACGAAAUCUCGCGUUUUUAUAUGUUAAAUGUUAUUCUGCAAGCUUUUUCGAAUUUUCAAUUAAAUAUCGGACAAAUGUAAAUGGUUAUUUAUGUAUACAA
Styela clava is the source of this 3503-nucleotide messenger RNA. RefSeq lists its product as uncharacterized. NCBI's taxonomy places the organism in Eukaryota, Metazoa, Chordata, Ascidiacea, Stolidobranchia, Styelidae. Gene Ontology annotation, molecular function: calcium ion binding. Gene Ontology annotation, cellular component: extracellular region. The record is from RefSeq and is a predicted model, not a curated record.